Molecule: messenger RNA, 1300 nt
Organism: Pungitius pungitius (ninespine stickleback)
Lineage: Eukaryota; Metazoa; Chordata; Actinopteri; Perciformes; Gasterosteidae
Gene: got1l1
Product: glutamic-oxaloacetic transaminase 1 like 1
Exons: 8
Coding region: 2-1300 (432 amino acids)
Biological process (GO): L-aspartate biosynthetic process
Cellular component (GO): cytosol
Molecular function (GO): L-aspartate:2-oxoglutarate transaminase activity; pyridoxal phosphate binding
Source: RefSeq, a predicted model, not a curated record
GAUGAGCACACCCGGCAGCCGCUGCAGUGAUAAAGUGGUCAAGCAAAAUGGAGACCCAGGAGAUAACCUCUCUGUGUUUAGCAACACACAGACCCCAGCAGGCAGUGCUGAAACAAGGCUGAUGUUUGCCUUUAAGAAAGACACUCACACCAGGAAGGCUUACCUGGCAGGGAGAGAGUGCUACAGCGAGGAAGGGAAGACCUUUGAACUGUGUCUGGUUCAAAAAAUAAAACAACAGCAAAGCGCUGAUCCCACUUCUCGUCCGGGGUAUCCCUCCUCUCUUGGUGUGAGAGAAUUCAUAAGAAGAGGCACGGAGGUCGCUUUAGGGAAGAGCUCCCGAGCUGUAGUGGAGGAUCGGGUGAUGGGUGUCCAAACUCCUGGUUUUACCGCUGCAGUUCGUCUCGGAGCUGAGCUCCUGAGACACUGGUAUGCUGCCCCUGCCGUUUGGUGUGGGCCUGUCUACCUGUCUUCCCCGUGCGAUGACUCAUUGGCCGGUAUCUUCCAGGCAGCAGGCAUCCAAGAUAUCCGUGAGUAUUAUUACUGGGACCACAAGAGGCGUUGCAUUUGUUUGGAGAAGCUUCUGGAGGACCUGGCGGAGGCUCCUGAGCAAAGUGUUGUUGUUCUGUCAGCAUCUGCCCACUAUCCUACCGGAGCUGCGCUCUCUCAGAACCAAUGGGCUCAGAUUGCAAAUGUCAUCAUGGGGCGUAGGCUUUUCCCUUUUUUCUUGCUGCCACCUCAGGCCCUCUGCUACGGGGACCUGGAGCGGGGGGUCUGGCCUCUUCAGUACUGUGCGUCCCAGGGGAUGGAGCUCCUCUGUGCUCAGUCGUUCUCCCACUGCUUCGGGCUAUAUGGUGAGGCUGUCGGGCACCUUCUGUGCGUCUUGAAGCAGAAAUCCCUCCUGUUUCCCAUGGAGUCUCAAGCCGCCAAAAUAGUGAGGCUGCUCUGGGCCCAGCCAUCCGCAGGUGGGGCACACAUUGUUGCCACGGUCCUCAGUAACCCUGCCCAUCUCGUUGAAUGGAAGGAGGAGGUAAAGCGCAUUGUGGAGAGAUGUAUGCUGAUCAGGGAAAUUUUGAGAGAAAGGCUGAGGCUUCUGGGAACUCCGGGUUGUUGGGACCAUCUGACUCAGCAAGGCGGACUCUACUGUUUUACAGGCCUGAACGGUGAGCAGGUAGACUUUUUGUCUAGGAAGAGACAUGUGUAUCUGCUCCCCGGUGGCUGCCUAAAUGUGAGUGCAAUCAACAGCCGCAACCUGGACAAUAUCGUCGAGUCCAUUCAUCUGGCCGUCACCACUUCGUACUGA